AUGCCAGCAUUCUACCAAACCGCCGUCGCUCGACUCUCUCAGACAGCUCGAAUCAUGUCGAAGAUCAACGACGUUUUCAUCCUUUCCGCCGCCCGAACUCCCGUCGGAUCGUUCAAUGGUGUGCUCAAGAAGGCUACCGCUCCCGAGCUCGGUGUUGUAGCCGUCAAGGCUGCUAUCGAGCGUGCCGGCUUGAAACCCGACCAGAUCGAGGAGGUCUACAUGGGUAACGUUCUCCAGGGCAACGUCGGCCAGGCUCCUGCUCGUCAGGUCGCACUCAAGGCUGGUUGCCCCGACACCACCGAGGCUACCACCAUCAACAAGGUCUGCGCUUCCGGCAUGAAGGCCAUCUCGCUUGCUGCUCAGAACAUCGCUCUCGGUCAGCGCGGUGUCAUGGUUGCUGGUGGUAUGGAGUCCAUGUCCAACGCUCCCUACUACCUUCCCCGAGGCAACACUUACGGCCACGUCCAGGCCACCGAUGCCAUUGUUAAGGACGGUCUUCACGAUGUCUACAACCAGGUCGCCAUGGGCAACUGUGCCGAAAACACUGCCAAGAAGCUCUCCAUCACUCGUGAACAGCAGGACAACUUUGCCAUCGAAUCCUACCGUCGCUCUGCCGAGGCAUGGAAGGCCGACGCUUUCGCCAACGAAAUUGCCCCCGUCACCAUCUCUGACAAGAAGGGCGAUGUUGUCAUCUCCGAAGACGAAGAGUACAAGAACGUCAAGCUCGAAAAGAUCCCCACUCUCCGACCCGUUUUCGACAAGAACGGGACCAUCACUGCUGCCAACGCUUCCACCUUGAACGACGGUGCUUCCGCUGUUGUCCUUGCUUCCGAAGCCGAGGUUCAGAAGUUGGGCGUCAAGCCUUUGGCCAAGAUUGUCGCAUUCGCUGAUGCUGCAUGCGCACCUAUCGACUUCCCCAUCGCUCCUGCUUACGCUAUUCCCAAGGCUCUUGAACGUGCCGGUUUGACCAAGGACGACAUCUCGCUCUUCGAGAUCAACGAGGCUUUCUCUGCCGUCGCAUUGGCUAACAACCAGAUGCUCGGAUUAGACGCUAGCAAGGUCAACGUUCUUGGUGGAGGUGUUUCGCUCGGUCACCCUAUCGGUUCGUCGGGUGCCAGGAUCGUUGUCACCUUGGCUCACGCCUUGAAGCCUGGUCAGUACGGUUGUGCCGGUGUCUGCAACGGUGGCGGUGGAGCUAGCGCUAUCAUCAUCAAGCGCGAGAACUAG
This is a messenger RNA of Ustilago hordei, 1227 nucleotides long. RefSeq names its product putative acetoacetyl-CoA thiolase. NCBI's taxonomy places the organism in Eukaryota, Fungi, Basidiomycota, Ustilaginomycetes, Ustilaginales, Ustilaginaceae. The transcript has 3 exons. The coding region runs from base 1 to 1227 and encodes 408 amino acids. The record is from RefSeq and is a predicted model, not a curated record. Gene Ontology annotation, biological process: fatty acid beta-oxidation. Gene Ontology annotation, molecular function: acetyl-CoA C-acetyltransferase activity.